Messenger RNA from Corapipo altera (White-ruffed manakin), 779 nucleotides. It is a transcript of the gene TMEM203, whose product is annotated as transmembrane protein 203. The record is from RefSeq and is a predicted model, not a curated record. Gene Ontology annotation, biological process: intracellular calcium ion homeostasis. NCBI's taxonomy places the organism in Eukaryota, Metazoa, Chordata, Aves, Passeriformes, Pipridae. The coding region runs from base 98 to 508 and encodes 136 amino acids. Gene Ontology annotation, cellular component: endoplasmic reticulum. The transcript has a single exon.
GCCCGCGACGGGCGGGCCGAGCCCCGGGCGGGUCGGGCCCGGUGCCCCCGGACAGGGCCGGUGCCGCUCCCCGGCUCUGCCCCGCGCCCCCCGGACCAUGCUGUUCUCCCUUCGGGAGCUCGUGCAGUGGUUGGGCUUCGCCACGUUCGAGCUGCUGCUGCACGCGCUGGCCCUGCUCGCCUUUACGGUGCUGCUCGUGCUCAAGGUGGACGGCGCGGCCGCCGCGCUCUCCUGGUGGGUCGUGUUCGUGCCCUUCUUCGCCGCCGACGGGCUCAGCACCUACUUCACCACCAUCGUGUCCGUGCGGCUGUUCCAGGACGGCGAGAAGCGCCUGGCGGUGCUGCGGCUCUUCUGGAUCCUCACCAUCCUCAGCCUCAAGUUCGUGUUCGAGAUGCUGCUGUGCCAGAAGCUGGUGGAGCACACGCGGGAGCUCUGGUACGGGCUCAUCAUGUCGCCCGUCUUCAUCCUUCUCCAGCUGCUCAUGAUCCGGGCCUGCCGUGUGAACUGAGGGUCCCCGCGGGGACGGGGGGGCGGGCCCGGGCCUCAGGCUCCCCUCGGCGUUAUCCCUGUGCAGAGGGCGGCGACAGGCUGUGACAGGCUGGUGACAGGCUGGUCGGUGCCCCAGCUCGCUGCCGUGCCACAGAGCACCACAUUCCCCCAAAAGCUCCCGUUGUGUCGCGUUCCUGUUUCAGCCCUCCCAGCCCCCGUGUUGUCCUGCCCUGCGAGCGCUGCUCGGUGUACCAGUUAUUUUAUUGUAAAAUAAAAGUGCGUUGAAGGAU